AGCAGCAGCUGGUCCGGCUGAGGCGCGGGGUGUUGAUGGCGCAACUGGAGUCUGAGUUUGGAGCGAGGGGAUGGAGUGGACAGAUCCAGCCGGCGCUGGUUGCGUUUGUUAUUUGCCUGAUUUUUCUGGAAGCCUGUCUUUGGGUCAGAAAUGUGGCGCGGAAGAGGAGACUGCCUGGACCGAUCCCUUGGCCCGUGGUGGGCAACGCCAUGCAGCUGGGCCGCAUGCCGCACAUAGCCUUCACCAAGUUGGCCAAGAAGUACGGCAACGUCUACCAGAUACGACUGGGCAACAGCGAUGUCGUGGUGCUGAACGGAAACAAGGCGAUUCGCGAGGCUCUGGUGGAGCACAGCUCCGAGUUCGCGGGGAGACCCAACUUCGAGUCCUUCCAGUGGGUCUCAGGGGGCAAGAGCCUGACCUUCACCAACUACAGCAAAGAGUGGAAGGUGCACCGGAAGAUCGCUCAGUCAACCCUCAGGGCUUUCUCCAGCGCCAACUCUGAAACCAAGGAAGCCUUUGAGCAACACAUUGUGGCGGAAGCCAAAGACCUAGUGAAGGUCAUCGUCAAUCUCAGCACCCAAAAAGGAUACUUCCACCCCGUCCACCCGCUGACCGUCGCUGCCGCCAACAUCAUCUGCGCCCUGUGCUUUGGAAAACGUUACGGGCACGACGACGUUGAGUUCCGCACUCUGCUGCAGAGGAUGGAUAAGUUUGGAGAGGCCGUCUGCGCGGGAAGUUUGGUGGACGUGAUGCCGUGGCUCCAGUCCUUCCCCAACCCGGUGCACACCGUCUAUAACAACUUUAAGGAGCUGAACACAGACUACUUCCAGUUCAUCCGCAGCAAGGUGGAUGAGCACAGAGAAACGUUCGACCCUCAAGUGACCAGAGGCAUGAGUGACGCCGUCAUCGGGGUGAUUGACAUGGACAGCGAUAUGGUACUAGCAAAGAGCUUCACAGAGGCGACUGUGGCGGAUCUGAUCGGAGCCGGUUUGGACACGGUCUCCACAGGCCUCCACUGGAGCGUCCUUCUUCUGGCGAAGCACCGCGACAUUCAAAGCCAACUGCAGCGCGUGAUCGACCAAGUGGUGGGGCGGGACCGGCUGCCCUGUGUGGAGGACAGGGCUCAGCUGCCCUACCUGGACGCCUUCAUCUACGAAACCAUGCGCUUCAUCUGCUUCAUCCCCGUCACCAUCCCCCACGCCACCACCUCCGACGUCACCAUCGAGGGGUUCCACAUUCCAAAAGACACGGUGGUCUUCAUCAACCAGUGGUCCAUCAAUCACGACCCCCUGAGCUGGAAGGACCCGCAGGUCUUUGACCCGUCACGCUUCCUUGACAAAAACGGCUCCCUGGACAAGGAUGCGACCAACAACGUUAUGCUCUUCUCAGCGGGGAAGCGGAGAUGCAUCGGAGAACUGGUCGCCAAGGUGGAGCUCUUCCUGUUCUUGGCCAUUCUGCUUCACCAGUGCAGCUUUGAGAAAAGCCCCGACGAAAAUCUGUCGCUGAACUACACAUACGGUUUGGGCCUGAAGCCCUUAGACUACAAGAUCAUCGCCAAAUACAGACGCUGAGGAACGUACAGGCAUGUUUGUCACGUGAUGAAAUGCCUGGUAAAUAUUUCAUAUCGUCACCAACGCCUCGGUGAUGAGUCAGAAGACACCAGUUUGAAGCUAAUAAGAGGAAAUAUAUUCAAUAAAACUGCUUUUCUAUAUUCAAGCUCAAUUGAAAAACAUUCAAAAAAAUGUCUAAUAACUGAAGUUUAAGUUCAACUGAUGGCACACCACCUAAAUAUUCUGACCUUUUUAAGGAAGAAUAUUAAAGAAAAUAAAUCCCAAAACGGCCUGAAUUCACUCUCAAUCCUCAUAAAAUGCUUCUUGUUGUUAUGUAACGUUGAUGUCAUUCAUAAUGUUACCAAUAAAAUCUGCAUGAUAUUUCAACAAACUCUUUGUGUAGCUGGUAAAACUGAGUUGAAAUUGACAGAAGUAAAUCUGGAUGAUCUACAGACUGUUGUAUAAAGUAGCAGACUGCACACAUAUCGUCACAAUUAUGACCACAAGAUGCUUCAACUGUAGUUAUGCAACAAACAACACCGAUGCUAAGCUAUGUUGCUCAUAGCUUAGCAUCGGUAGCACGCCGCUUAUACAGUUACUUUCUGCUGACAUGGACACUCACCUUCUCUUUAUGACUAAAUAUUGGGAGAAGUCUUAAAAAAGUGACUUUGCUGUUGAUAUUUGAGGACAAAAAACAAUAAUUCUGAUGAUUCUCAGGUGCUUUUCAUUGUUCUUGUUCAAGUGAAACUUUUUUAUUUGCCACCAAACUCAAGAAAUUCUCAAGACAAAAUUCAAAAUUGAUCAUCAAAUGUUAGUGUCAAGAAAUGGGUUGGAAGCUUAUCACAGACUUUAAAGCAAGAAUAUAGAGCAUUUAAACCAAAUAAACAUCACUAGAGGAAUAAGCUCGGGGCCUUUUUUUUUUCAAGGGUGCUUUUGCUGUGUGUCCUCAGUGAAACGCUCAAUAUGAAGAGUGACAUGC
Messenger RNA from Synchiropus splendidus (mandarinfish), 2529 nucleotides. Its product is annotated as cytochrome P450 1B1-like. Bases 36 to 1571 code for a protein of 511 amino acids. Gene Ontology annotation, molecular function: oxidoreductase activity, acting on paired donors, with incorporation or reduction of molecular oxygen; monooxygenase activity; heme binding. The record is from RefSeq and is a predicted model, not a curated record. The transcript has a single exon. Lineage: Eukaryota; Metazoa; Chordata; Actinopteri; Syngnathiformes; Callionymidae.